GGCGUCAGACUCUGAGACGAAACGUCGACGCGGCGUUGCCAAGGCGACGUGUCCCUUCUCGGGUUUUGAAAGUUUGAUGGCGAUGAGGGACGAGGUGCUGGUGAAGGUGCGAGACGUGGAGCAGCUCCUGCAGCACGGUCGGGAGACACACACGUGUCCUUACUACAGCACGAGGAUGGCCAUACCAGCAGCACAGGUGGUGGUGUUGCCGUAUCAGUCGCUGCUCCAUGCUUCCACCCGCAAAGCAUCCGGGAUCAAACUAAAGGAUCAGAUUGUGAUUAUAGAUGAGGCUCAUAAUCUGACUGACACCAUCUCAGCUAUACACAGCACAGAAAUCAGUGGAGCACAG
This is a messenger RNA of Sinocyclocheilus rhinocerous, 349 nucleotides long. Its product is annotated as putative ATP-dependent RNA helicase DDX11-like protein 8. The record is from RefSeq and is a predicted model, not a curated record. Gene Ontology annotation, molecular function: DNA helicase activity; DNA binding; ATP binding. The transcript has 2 exons. Gene Ontology annotation, biological process: establishment of sister chromatid cohesion. Gene Ontology annotation, cellular component: nucleus. The annotation marks the transcript as partial. Lineage: Eukaryota; Metazoa; Chordata; Actinopteri; Cypriniformes; Cyprinidae.